This is a messenger RNA of Leptinotarsa decemlineata (Colorado potato beetle), 1806 nucleotides long. RefSeq names its product SET and MYND domain-containing protein 4-like. The record is from RefSeq and is a predicted model, not a curated record. Lineage: Eukaryota; Metazoa; Arthropoda; Insecta; Coleoptera; Chrysomelidae.
CUAUAAACACGNAAUUUAUUUUGAUGAAAUUGGAAAAUAUUCAUUUUCAUUGAAAUAUAUAAUAUUAUGGAGCAAAGCAAAGUGCUACGAAGCUCGUGGCGACUUUAAAAUUGCGGACAAAUAUUACGAUGAAGCACUCAAAUUAUUGAGAGACAAUAGCAAUUUAACGGGAGACGAACUCCAGAAUGAAAUCAAAGCUAUAAAAUAUUGUAAGAAAAAUAAAACGGCUUCAACAUCCAAUACAGAAAGGAUACGAGACACUGAGAAGUUCGAGGGAAGCAAAAAAUAUCCUUCCCUCAGUCCACUCGUUGAUAUACAAUUUGAUGAUCGUUUAGGAAGAUACGCAGUUGCUAAAGAAAAUAUUUCAGUGGGAACCCUAAUUGUUAAAGAAGAUCCCCAUGUGGCUUUGCUAGACCAGGAUCGUGAUUUAACACACUGCCAAGUUUGUUUUACAUAUGUUGAUCAACUUAUCAUCCCCUGUUCAACAUGCGCAAAUGUUGUCUACUGUAGCAAUGACUGCAAGAAAAAAGCAGACGCAUCUUUUCACAAAAUUGAAUGUCCAAUUUAUCCAACACUCAAGGGCAGUUUCGAUAAACUAAUGUGCUUGAGAAUUCUCACUCAAAGAGGAUAUGCAUUUUUUAAUGAACAAAAAGAUAACUUUUUGCGCAAGUUAGAAUCGCAUUACCAGGGUUUAACUAAAGAAGAAGUUUAUCGUUCUGAUGAUUAUAAUAAUAUGCUAUUCUUGUAUCGAAAUGUUAAUCAAAUAUAUAGUCAGCAGAUAUAUGAUCUUAAUGCAGCAGUAUACUUGCUGCGCGUCUUAAAAAAAACCGACUUUUUUCCUUUCAAAACACAUGACGAAGUUCUACAUGACAAAGAACUCUUCAUCGGACUACUCAUCCUCAGACAUUGUCAAUUGUUGACUUGUAACGUACAUGAAAUAGCUCAACUGAAAUAUCCUAAUGACGACAGUCUCCUCAAAAGUGCUGUAGAGGAGGAAAACUUAAUUGAAUGUAUUGGAUCUGGAUUAUUUACUACUUUAGCAUUUUUCAAUCAUUCAUGUGAUUCAAGUAUCAUCCGGUACAGUGAUAAAACAAGAAUGUUAGUGAGAACCGUAAAGCCAAUAAGAGCUGGAGAGAUAAUUUAUGAUAAUUAUGGCCCGAACUACUUAUUCAUGGAAUUAGAAGAUAGGCAGGAACGUUUAAGGGAGAACUACUUUUUUCAAUGCACGUGUCCACCAUGCGUAGAGAAAUGGCCUAUGGCUGCAAGUUUGCAAACAGUUGUAAAAGUUCCUUGCAAAACUUCCACUUGUGAUUUCGUGUUUUCUGUAAAACGAAAUAGAAGACUACAGAUUUGUUUUCGUUGCCGAAAAGAACCACCUAUCGCUGAAAUUCAGGAAAUCACCGAGGCCAUCAACCAUUAUUAUGAAGAUGCAGAAAAGUUGUUUCAAGAUAAAAAAUUUGAUGAUGCAUUGAAAGCUUAUAAAACCGUGUUAGACAUGAAGUAUGCCCAUACUAAUCGCCCAGAUCUUGAUAUAAUAAAUGCUCAAGAACGUAUAAAGUAUAUUUUCUAUAUGAAGGGAAACCUUGUCAAUUGCCAAUAAAUUUUAAUUUCUGUUACGAUUCUGAAACGCUUACUAGUUUUUGUUUAUUCGUUACUUAUGUUUCACGUUUAUUCGUUUAUAAAUAGUGUCGUUAUAUUUGUUUGUAUAAAAAUGAGCCAGUCUAGUGUAUUAGAUUUUCAUCACAUUUCCUAGAAAAUAUUCAUUACUGUUUCUUGAUCUGUAUUUUAUGAAAAAUUCCCAAUAAA